AUGGGGGGCAAUUUAUCACGGCAUAAAGACAGAAGAAAAAAGAAUGCCAAGCAUACACUAGAAAAUGAGAGCAUACAAGAACAACAAUUUAAAUAUAUUGGAGGUCGAAAGUUUUAUGACAUUUAUGCGUUUCCCACGGAUAUUGAAGAGGUUGAUCGUUUACAUCAACAACAUUUCGCGCUUAAACGCAUUUGUGGAGGAAACUAUACGGCGCCAAUUCGUGACAUAAUAAAACCUGGAAGCAGGAUACUGGACUUGGGUUGUGGUCCAGGCCAAUGGACACUAGAAAUUGCACAAGAAUUUCCACAUGCACAAGUAUUCGGCAUCGACAUAAGCGCGAAUUUUCCAACCUCAAUUAAACCGGAGAAUUCGCAUUUCACAGUUGGUGAUAUCACAAAAGGCUUACCUUGGGAAGAUAACUAUUUUGAUUUUGUUUGGAUGCGAUACCUGUUCAGUGCAAUUAAGGAUGCAGACUGGCUGAAUUUAUACCGUGAGGUUAAACGUGUAUUAAAACCGGGUGGAAUAUUUGAGCAUCAUGAGUGUGAUGGGUUUACUACAACAGCUGGACCGAAAUUAAAAAAAUUUCAAAUACCUUAUGAAGCAGCAUUUAUCUCGCGUGGACUAAACGUACGAUUUGCAUGUCAACUAAGUGAGCGAGUUACGAUGGCUGGAUUCAAAGACGUGCAGCCAUCAUACAUAUCUAUAGCAAUUGGAAAACAUGGAGGUCGAAUUGGUGAAAUCUGGGCAGCGAAUGCAAAAGAAAGUUGUCUCGCUAUGAAACCUUGGGUCACGAAUUUCACUGAUUUUACAGAAGACGAAUACGAAUCAAUAAUUCGAUAUGCUUUCGAUUAUGAAGUUGACCUGUAUAAAGCUCAUCAUAAUCAUCAUAUAAUAUGGGUUCGGAAAAUUGAAUCAUACGUGUAA
This is a messenger RNA of Ambispora leptoticha, 924 nucleotides long. NCBI's taxonomy places the organism in Eukaryota, Fungi, Glomeromycota, Glomeromycetes, Archaeosporales, Ambisporaceae. The record is from the annotation of a GenBank genome assembly.